UUUAUAUAUGAAUUUAACAAAAAAUAUUAUUAUAAACCAUAGAAGAUUUAUUUUUUUUAAUUUUUAUAAAAGUUAUUCAACAUCUAAGGUAGAUUCCAUACAUAAAGUUCAGGAUUCUCAAAAUCGCACUGAACUAAUAGAAUACAAAUUCAAUUGGGGAAUUGGAAACAAAUACACCGAACAUAAUAAAACUCGUGUUGGACGGAACAUUCCUAAAAACCCCAAAGUUGUUACUAUUUCAUCUGACUAUUUUAAUAUUGAAGAUAAAUUUGAACACUGUAAAGUUGUUUUCGACGAAGUUAACGAGCAGUGGGAGGUUCUGUGGCUAGAAUAUAACAAACUAAACGGAAAACCAUUUCCAAUAAGUAAAUUCGGACUCCAAACUUCAAAAUCAAAAUCACUCGAAUUUGCAAACUUUAUAAACGAUAAAUUAAAAGAAUCAAGUUCCACACACACCAGUGAUACCGAUAACGCUCAUAAUUCUAACAACAUUGAAAAUUCAAACGCAGUCACCCCUGAGCACACAUCAACAGAUCCCACACCUACUCCUGAGUCCUUAAAAGAUUCUAAUAGUGACAGGAAUAUAAUAUUUGAUCAUGUAUUGCAGUGCUGGGUAGGCCUUGGUAGAAGGGGUAAUAGACCUAUAGCUAGAGCGUUUUCUGCAGACUACCACGGAUACGAAAAAUCUAAAGAAUUGUCCAAAAAUAAGUUGUAG
Theileria parva strain Muguga is the source of this 715-nucleotide messenger RNA. RefSeq lists its product as uncharacterized. Lineage: Eukaryota; Apicomplexa; Aconoidasida; Piroplasmida; Theileriidae. The record is from RefSeq and is a predicted model, not a curated record. Bases 8 to 715 code for a protein of 235 amino acids. The transcript has 3 exons.